CGUUGCCGACGGUACGCGCGCGGAAGUUCUGAGGCGUGGACCCAGUGGGUGUGCAGCCAAUGGGCUCCGGGCCAAGUGGUGGAAACCGUCAGUGUCCGACUCCUCCCAUUUCGGGUUCGCGUUAGGUAGGCCUGGACGUUAGAGGUCCUCCGUCCCGGCUGAAGCGAGGCGGGACUGUUUUUGCUGAGGUGAGGUCUAGUAAAUGGUGAAGUACUUCCCGGCCAGAGGGCACCUGGGGCCGUGAGGUCUCGGUGGCGUGCAGUGGGAGAGGAGUCCGACCCGCGGGGGAACCCAGCCUCGCCAACGGAGCGGGACGAGCGCAGCCCUCCGGUCUGGCGGGCGGCGUGGAAACCGCAGUCGAGCCGGUGUAACCGAGGCACGGCUGUGGUUGGCCCUCCCAACGGCUCUUUCGGCCCAGCACCCGGGAACGCGGCGGAGCUCUCGGCCGCGUGGAUCCCAGCCCUUGUCACCUCCCUUCUUUCACCCACGUGCAGUCCCGGGCUGGAGAAGGGACUGCGGGCGCACUGAGUUCUCAACCCGCAUUCCAGUCUCUUGUCACCCGAUGCACAUCUUCAUGUGAGGUGAUUCCUAAGCAGCUGGGGAUCCUGAGGCUGUAAAAGGGGCUGCGGGGAGUGGACUGCAGUCCAAAAUCCAGAAGCAGAAUUUGAUGGUUUAACCACUGACCCAUUUCACAGAAUGUUUCAUGCAUUCAUGGACCGAAAGAUGGAGUUGGUUUUUAUUUUUAAAAUGAUAUUGUCAGUGAUCUGAUACGACUAUAAGUAUUCACUUGAUGAAGAUGCAUGGACUUGUCAUUAAGUUGGACUAGUGAUCAUUUCUGAAAGUUUCUUCAACCACAAUUUCUAUUUGAAAAUUCAAGUAUCAAAGAAUAUUUGGUUUAGAGUGGUAUAAUGAUUCUCUGAGUACUGCAAAUUUCAUAGAGACCACAGUUGGAUUCCAGUUAUAUUCUACAAUCAAAGUGAUUCAGUUCUUUGAUAAAGUUAAUUUUGAAGAAUUUUGUUUGUAAACAACGCCAAAAGAUGGGAGAAAAAAAUGGUGAUGCAAAAACUUUCUGGAUGGAGCUAGAAGAUGAUGGGAAAGUGGAUUUCAUAUUUGAACAAGUGCAAAAUGUGCUGCAGUCACUGAAACAAAAGAUCAAAGAUGGAUCUGCCACAAAUAAAGAAUACAUCCAAGCAAUGAUUCUAGUGAAGGAAGCAACUAUAAAUAAUAAUUCAGCUUUGAUAAAGGAUCAUAUGUCUGUGACCCAGAAUGCACAGGAAAACAAAUCAAGUUCAUUGCCCUCUACAUCACAUGAAGACUCCUUUCCAGAAGACUAUACCUCUCUAUCUACAGAAAAUAAGGCAGUUCCCCCUCUGGAAAAUAAAGUUGCAGACUUUAGAGAAAAAGAAUCAUCUUCAAAUUUAUCUUACCAAAAGCAUGACUGCUCUGGUGCCUGUCUGAUGAAAAUGCCACUUACCUUCAAGGGAGAAAACCCUCUGCAGCUACCAAUCAAAUGCCACUUCCAAAGACGACAUGCGAAGACAAACUCUCAUUCUUCAGCACUCCACGUGAGUUAUAAAACCCCUUGUGGAAGGAGUCUACGAAACGUGGAGGAAGUUUUUCGUUACCUGCUUGAGACAGAGUGUAACUUUCUAUUUACAGAUAACUUUUCUUUCAAUACCUAUGUUCAGUUGACUCGGAAUUACCCAAAGCAAGAAGAAAUUGUUUCUGAUACGGAUAUUAGCAAUGGAGUGGAAUCGGUGCCCAUUUCUUUCUGUAAUGAAAUUGACAAUAGAAAGCUUCCACAUUUUAAGUACAGAAAGACUAUGUGUCCACGAGCAUAUUAUUUAAACAGCUUUUCCAACAUGUUUACUGAUUCAUGUGACUGUUCUGAGGGCUGCAUAGACAUAACAAAAUGUGCAUGUCUUCAACUGACAGCAAGGAAUGCCAAGACUUGCCCCUUGUCAAGUAGUAAAAUAACCACUGGAUAUAAAUAUAAAAGACUACAGAGACAGAUACCUACUGGCAUUUAUGAAUGCAGCCUGUUGUGCAAAUGUAAUCGACGAAUGUGUCAAAACCGAGUUGUCCAACAUGGACCUCAAGUGAGGCUACAAGUAUUCAAAACUGAGAAGAAGGGAUGGGGAGUACGCUGCCUAGAUGACAUUGACAGAGGGACGUUUGUUUGCAUUUAUUCAGGAAGAUUACUAAGCAGAUCUAACACUGAGAAACCUGAUGCUAUUGAUGAAAAUGGAAAAGAAGAGAAUAUUAUGAAAAAUAUGUUUUCAAAAAAGAGGAAAAUAGAAGUCACAGAUUGUGAGGUUGAAGUUAUCCCAUUAGAAUUGGAGACAUAUCCUAGAAGUGCUGUGACUGAGGAGUGUCCCCCUAAGCUCCAUAAUAAUCCCAAAGAGCCUAUUAUAGAAAUGAAAUGUAACAGUAUUUCAAGAAUUCAGUAUCAUUCAGUCAUUAGAAGUCCUAAAACCAAGAUGGCCAGUAUUCAACACAACGGGAAAAAGAUGGGAUUUACUUCCUCAGAGUCUGUCACCUCAGAAGAUAAUGGUGGAUUUAAACCAACUCAAGUACAUCUGAACUCUAAAGCCAAGGAAAUGAGAGAGGACUCAAGCUCAAACCAAGUUGAAGAUUCUGAAGACAACCCUGUGAUUGAAUCAGAUGUGAUAGAUAUAACUACAUGUAGAGAAGAAACUCCACCAGGGGGCAGAUGUCACCAAACAGUCACACUGGAUGAUCAGAAUGAGAUUCAAAUACAAAAGCCCCAAGAGGAAAAACCUCCAGCAUGUCAAAACCAGCAGGUCUUUUGUGAUAAAGAGUUACCAAGUGAAACCAAGAAUGCUUCAUCUGAUUCUCUAAAGAAGUUCAAUGAAGGGAAUGUGUUUUUAUUGGAUGCCACAAAAGAAGGAAAUGUGGGCCGCUUCCUUAAUCAUAGUUGUUGCCCAAAUCUUUUGGUACAGAAUGUUUUUGUAGAAACACAUGACAGAAAUUUUCCAUUGGUGGCGUUCUUCACUAACAGGUAUGUGAAAGCAAGAACAGAACUAACAUGGGAUUAUGGUUAUGAAGCUGGGACUAUGCCUGAAAAAGAAAUAUUCUGCCAAUGUGGGGCUAAUAAGUGUAGGAAAAAAAUAUUAUAAAUCUGUAGCUAGUGCCUGUUCAUGAAAUUAGCUUAUCAAGCUGAAAUUAGAGCCAUGCAAAAGAAACCCCAGUGGUCAGUGGAAUUAAUUUAGGUUAUGAUCCAUCAAGAGAAUUCCUCUCAGUUUACCCUUGUUGGGGGGUCCAUUUGCAUUACUUAGAAAUGCUAGGAACAAAAUAAGGACAUUUUCACAUGCAUAGGGUAUCUAUUCUUACUGCUGUUCAACUGUACAUGAGUAGGAUGGAAGUGUAUAUUUUAUAUGAAAUACUGCUAUAUAAUUUGUAACUUAUUUGUAAAUUAUAUAUUAAGAAAGACAA
Messenger RNA from Balaenoptera musculus (blue whale), 3456 nucleotides. It is a transcript of the gene SETDB2, whose product is annotated as SET domain bifurcated histone lysine methyltransferase 2. The transcript is spliced from 14 exons. Gene Ontology annotation, biological process: negative regulation of gene expression; heterochromatin organization. Lineage: Eukaryota; Metazoa; Chordata; Mammalia; Artiodactyla; Balaenopteridae. Gene Ontology annotation, cellular component: nucleus. Gene Ontology annotation, molecular function: DNA binding; histone H3K9 methyltransferase activity; protein binding. The record is from RefSeq and is a predicted model, not a curated record. Bases 1038 to 3140 code for a protein of 700 amino acids.